AUGAUCCCUAAAAACUACCAGCAUGUCCUGGCCUUCCUUUUUGCUAUUCAUGAGAUCAACAAGAAUGCUGAAUUGUUACCCAACACCACGCUGGGACCCAUGAUUUAUGACAAUGCAUUUAAUUCAAGGCGAAGCUCUUGGGCGACUCUAAAAUUUCUCUUUCCAGGACAAGGGAGUCACAUCAAUUACAAAUGUGUCAGGGAAAAGAAUCUAAUGGCUGUCAUUGGAGGUCUCACCUCCCAAAACUCCAUCCAGAUGGGCAACAUCUUGAACACAUACAAGAAACCACAGCUCAGCUACGGCUCCUUUGAUCCAGUGCUGAAGGACAAAAUUCAGUUUCCUUCUCUCUAUGGACUGGUCCCAAAUCAAGAUCUUCAGUAUGUUGGGCUUGUUCGGCUCCUCAAGCAUUUGGGAUGGAUCUGGAUUGGCCUCAUGGUGUCAGAGGAUGACAGUGGAGAAACCUUCCUUCGGAAACUGAGACCAAGGCUCUUGCACAAUAACAUUUGCAUUGCCUGGACACAGGUGAUCCCACUACUGACAGCAUUUUCACAAAAUGACCAAGAGAAAUUGGGACUAAUUCAAUCAACUCUCUCCAUGAGUGAAAUCAAUGUCAUUCUUGUCUAUGGAGACAGACAGUCUCUUGAGGGGUUGCAAAUAGUUUUAUACUCUGAAGAAAUUGUUUUUAUGUACCCUGUAGAGAAGGUGUGGAUCACAACAGCCGAAUGGGAUUUCACUGCUAUAGAAUCUAUUAAAAAAUUCACUACUAAAUCCUUCAAUGGCACCUUGUCAUUCAGACUGCAUACAAAUGUUGUGCCAGGAUUUCAAGAUUUUGUUGAUACGAUCAAUCCUUUCCAGUCUACUUUUUAUUUCAUCCAUCAAUUCUGGCUCAGUGCAUUUCUCUGUUCCUUCCCUAUGUUUAACCUCUAUGUGCCAAACAAGGAGAACUGCACUGGAGAGGAGAACUUGUGGAAUCUCCCUGGAUCUGUAUUUGAAAUGAGGAUGUCUGGCCAGAGCUACAGGAUCUACAAUGCUGUUUAUGCUGUCGCAUAUGCUCUCCAUGCCAUGGAUCUAUCUAGAACCAAGAAGAAUGCAAGGAGAGAUGGAGGAACAUGGAAGCUCUGGAAUGUUCAGCCAUGGCAGCUUCACUGGUUUCUGAGAAACAUCCGUUUUAACAAUAGUGCUGGUGAAGAAAUAUUUUUCGAUGAUAAUGGGGACCUGGCAGGGGGAUACGAUCUCAUCAACUUGGUCACCUUCCCCAAUGAAUCCUUCCAGAGGAGACGAGUUGGAAAGGUGGACCCCCAGGCUCCUGCAGGGAAAGAGUUCAUCAUUAAUGGAAGCACCAUUGUGUGGAACCACAAAUUUAAUCAGAUUCCGCCCAGUUCCACCUGUGUCGAGAGCUGCUAUCCUGGACAGAGCAUGGCCAUCCAGCAGGGGAAGCCAGUGUGCUGCUAUGAUUGCAUUGAAUGCCCCCAAGGGAGGAUUUCCACCCAGGUUGAUGCCAACCAAUGCGAGAUGUGCCCAGAAAAUCAAUAUCCAAACAAGUAUAAGGACCAAUGUAUUCUUAAAGUCAUGAGCUACUUAUCCUUUGAGGAGCCCUUGGGAGUAGUUCUGGCAUCCUUAGCUCUUUUCCUUUCUGUGAUCACAAUUGUUGUGAUUGGGAGCUUCAUUCAGCACCAAAAUACUCCCAUCGUUAAAGCCAACAACUGGAGCAUCACAUGUGCCCUGCUUUCCUCUCUGCUGCUCUGCUUUCUCUGCUCCUUCUUAUUCAUUGGGUGGCCGGGGAAGGUGACCUGCCUGCUGAGGCAAACAGUGUUUGGCAUCAUCUUCUCUGUUGCUGUUGCUUGUGUGUUAGCAAAGACCAUCACUGUGGUUUUGGCCUUCAUGGCUACAAAACCUGGAAACAGAAUGAGGAAAUGGGUUGGGAAGAGACUGGCUGUAUCGGUCAUCAUUCACUCUUCUCUUAUUCAAACUGGCACCUGUGUUGUAUGGUUGGCAACUUGUCCCCCCUUCCCCGAGUUCGACAUGCAUUCCAAAAUUGAUGCGAUCACAGUUCAAUGCAAUGAAGGUUCUGCUCUUAUGUUCUACAUUGUCCUGGGCUACAUGGGGUUUUUGGCCAUCAUCAGCUUCACGGUGGCUUUCUUUGCCAGGAAGUUGCCUGAUACCUUCAAUGAAGCCAAGCUGAUCACUUUCAGCAUGUUGGUCUUCUGCAGUGUUUGGGUGUCUUUUGUGCCAACAUACCUGAGCACUAAGGGGAAAUACAUGGUGGCUGUGGAGGUCUUCUCCAUCUUGGCCUCUAGUGCUGGCUUAUUGGGUUGUAUCUUCCUCCCCAAAUGCUACAUUGUUAUAUUUAGGCCUGAGCUGAACACCAGAGAUCAGUUAGUAAGGAAAAAAUAA
Elgaria multicarinata webbii is the source of this 2394-nucleotide messenger RNA. Its product is annotated as vomeronasal type-2 receptor 26-like. Bases 1 to 2394 code for a protein of 797 amino acids. Lineage: Eukaryota; Metazoa; Chordata; Lepidosauria; Squamata; Anguidae. Gene Ontology annotation, cellular component: plasma membrane. Gene Ontology annotation, molecular function: G protein-coupled receptor activity. The transcript has 5 exons. Gene Ontology annotation, biological process: G protein-coupled receptor signaling pathway. The record is from RefSeq and is a predicted model, not a curated record.